AACAUGCGUCACACUUUAAAGUAAUAAACACUUAGACAGAGCGAUUGUAUAUGGAAUGUUUUCAAAUGAGAAAUGAGAUUUAGGUUUUGAGUUCACAGACAUCUGAGUGUUUAAUUCUGCUAAAUGAUGACAGCGCCUGGCGGAAGGAUAACGUCAUGUGAUCGCUCUCCCGCCUCACGCCGUGUACUGGAGGACAGCAUGAGCUUGCGCCUUGUCAUUCUACUGACCUUCACAUUGACAGAUUCCAAACCGACAGACUCAACAACGUAUGAUCGCAAUAAAGUCACGUGUUUUAAGUGUCCACGUGGAACUCGUGUGUCCCGCCACUGCACCAAGUCCUUCGCUCGUUCCAACUGCACGACGUGUGAACCCGGCACCUUUCAAUCCCAGGCCGUCACGCAGCUGGAGAAAUGCGGGCAGUGCGACAACGCCUGCCAAGACCACAACGCCAUCGUUGUCGACGAGUGCUCACCUGAACACAACCUCCGCUGUCAGUGUCGGGACGGCUACUACAACGCCCACCAUGGUCAAGGGGUCAUGGCGUGUGUCCGGCAUACCGUGUGUCCGCAAGGACAGGUGAUUGUAGUGAAGGGUGAUCCUCAGCGGGAUGUGAAGUGUGAAUGGUGUCCGUCUGGUCAUUUCUACAACGCCAGCGCUGACCGUUGCAACAUGUGCUCUGUUUGCGGUGGUUACAACCAAGCUGUGCUAAAUAUAUGCACCAAGACCAACGAUACUGUCUGUGGCGAACACGAUGUACAUGUAAUGACAAAUAUCUUGUACACUUCAGUGACACCAACAGCGCCCUCUACUGGUGUCCCGAAUGUCGUGAUCGCAGUGUCGGCAGUGGUGGGUCUUGUGGUCGUUGCUGUGUCGGUAACUGCUUUGUGCUGUUACUACUGCCACAAGACGAGGACAAGAGAACGGAGCCAGUCACAUGAACGAAAGAAACUUUUGGAUCUCCCGGACAUCAGCGCCGAAAUAUGGGCGAUGGAUAUAUUUUUUUACAUGAAAAAUAAACUCCGGAACUGGGAAGACUUUCUUCGCUGCCUUCCACACGGAAAUCGAGAAUUCGAAGCUGACGUAGAAAUGGAUAGAAACACAGAGAGAAGAUCUGAUCAGAAGAUUUAUGAUAUUCUAUUGAUUUGGUACAAAGCAUGCUUCAACGACGUUACUAUUGGCAACAUCGUGGAGGCCCUGACAAAAUCGAACAACACAAAUCUUAUUGACGGUGUAAUUAAAGAAUAUGAAACAAUAAACAAUAGUCAUGAAUCUGUUAAAGAAGAUGGCGCUAGUUCGGCAGGUGAGAACGAGGCUGCCAUUGCCGCAGGUUAUCAAACACCGUUGGUGGUAACACCGGACAGGUACGAGGCAGACGGAUAUUCUCAUACAACAGACGGUGCAUGUGUCACGGUGAUCGCCGAGCAUCAGACACGUGUGAGGGAAAUAGAUUCAGUGGAUGAAGACCGCACAUCAACCAUUCUGUCGUCACCCAAACGUGAGCCGGGAAGCAGAAUUGACGCCAUCAGCAGGAACCAGACUGAUCACGAACUAACACAAGUGUUGCUGGAUCUCAGUGAAAGACAUCAGACUCGUGUAAAAGUAAUUUAGAGUGUCAUUGGAUGCCAGGUAGCGGUUGUACAAAACAAGCUCAGCGCCACGACUGUCGUAAGUCUAUGUUAGGUAUGGGAGUUACGAUCACCUUAGCGCUAAGAUCGCUUUGUAC
This is a messenger RNA of Haliotis rufescens (red abalone), 1723 nucleotides long. RefSeq lists its product as uncharacterized. Lineage: Eukaryota; Metazoa; Mollusca; Gastropoda; Lepetellida; Haliotidae. Gene Ontology annotation, molecular function: protein binding. The record is from RefSeq and is a predicted model, not a curated record. The transcript is spliced from 8 exons. The coding region runs from base 124 to 1608 and encodes 494 amino acids.